Cinara cedri is the source of this 7645-nucleotide messenger RNA. The record is from the annotation of a GenBank genome assembly. NCBI's taxonomy places the organism in Eukaryota, Metazoa, Arthropoda, Insecta, Hemiptera, Aphididae.
ACCUCAUUAGCAUAAUUAAAAAAAUAUUCUAUUGUAUCCAGACUGAUUUUGUUUUUGUUCCCCACCAACCGAUUUAAUAAAAAAAAAAACGGGUAUGUGUAUGUGUUUAGCAGUUGUACGAUCUACGUAGAUGUUACAGUCAAUAUAAAUUUUAUCGCCAGUUAAUAUUCAAUAGUCUCUAGUAGUGUUAAGCAAUAUUUUUUUUUUUGUAUCUAAUAUUUAAGAUUUCUAGUGCAGUUUCUAGUCCGUCACCUUUAUUAGCAGUGUGUAUAAUUCAUUUUUAUUAUUAAGUGAAACAAGCCAGAAGUUAUUUUCUAGUAUAUAAAUAAUGAAAAUAUAUCGAGUAAACAAUCACAAAUAGGUAAAUAUGGUUUAGAUACCUACCUACCUAAUAUUUAUUUGUAAGAUUACAGUUACUUGAAAUACAAGUCGGUAAAUAGGUAAGUAUCAUUGGGGGUACCCAUAAUGGGCUUAUGGCAAAAUGUACUUGCCUACGUAAUUUACAACAUUGUCAAUAUAAAUAGUAAACAUUUGUAUUUUAGUUAUCGACUUCAUUUAUAUGCUAAAACUAUAACUAUAAGUACACAUUUAGAUACUUUCAGGUGUGUAUAACUUACCUAUAGGUAUAAUCACUUAUGAUUUUACAUAUUCUACCUGCUAAUCAAAACAUUAGGUUUAAUGUUUAAACAACAUUUUAAACUGUAGUACCGAACCGAAGUAACACCCUAGAUAAUAAUUAAAAUAUGUAUAGGCUAUCCUUAUCAAUAUUUCAAGAGAGACAUUUACAGCAAGAUUUAUAGAUAAUACUAUUUACUAAUAGUACUAAUAAUAAUAAUAGUAUAACCUAUAAACCUUGCGGGUACAGGAAGUUGUUACUCCAAGUUUCAUAAAGUGAGACGUUUUAUCUAUAAAGUAAUGAAUGAUAAAUCGUCUCACUUACAAUUGUUAUAGCAGUAGCCUAUCCAUUACUUUAUUAUCUAUGCGUAAUUCACGAGAGGAUAACCAUAUUUUACUAUUAAUAUCAUAGUCCACAACGGGAAAACUGGACGAAUUUCCAAUCAGUGGUUAUCAUUCAUAGACGUAAAACUAAUUGGCACGUAUAAAUAUCGUAACGACUAACGAAACCGUACAAUUUGAGUUCCCAUGCCCCACCCACCGUGGGAAGUAUGUCCGUAUUUUUUUUAUCCUUAAUUUUUUUUGUCCGACGACAUUUUUAUCCGAUUACUGCGUAGAUGAAAGCAUGUAUAUGUUGCGAUUAUGGACCAAUGGCCUUUUAAAAUCCGAAAGAGAAUUAGUGUGUUCUUUUUCUUGGAAAAAUUGUUGGGUUAUUAAAAAUGUUCCGAAUUUUCGAAUAUUACAAAUACUGAUUUUUGGGCUAUCGGUACUUUAGUUGAAAGAUAAAUGUCAGAUUCUCAACUGUUUUUCUCCCAAAUUAAAAAAAAACUGACAGUAAAAUAAUGAUGCAUAAUUUAUAUGUAAUCCAUUUGUUAUUGAUUUUGAUUUUUUAUUUUUGUACCUUUUAUUUAUUUUUAUUUUUUUCUAUCUCGACGAUAUUCAUUCUCGUGUAUGACUGAAGUUGUAUAAUUUUUAAGACUUUAUAAAGAACAAAAAUAUUUGGAUGAAACGAAUAAAAAUAUUUAAAAAAUGCUAAGAGAAACGACGCACAGGAAUAUGUGAUGUUAUAUCACCUGAUAUAUUACACGAUGUCCAAAGAUACGGUGGAAAGCUGUAUGUUCAACAUUAAAUAUAUCAACGAGAUAAUAAAAAAAUAUAUUAAUUCACAUUUUUAUAUAUUUAGAAAUCUAUUGGCGCAAUUAACAUACAAAUAUGUAUUACAAUCGAAUAUCGAUGGUCGCAAUAAUUGAUGUACCUAUACUUUUUUUUUUAUCCCAUCAUUUUUCUUAUUUACCUGGGAUUCCAGAGCAAUUAAUGUAUCACCAGCCUAAUCUACCUUUAUAACACAUAAACGGGUGCCUUCUUACUUUAAAAUUUUAACCCGAUUGACUAACGAUAUUUGUAUUUAUGUAUAUUUUUUUCUUUUUACGAUUACUUCAGUAUGGUUAUUACAAAUAACAUUUGUAUUGAAUUAAUAUUGUCACCAUCACUCAUCCAGAACUACCUUGCCAGUGUUAACAUAUUAUAUAUAAUAUAGUUUAAUAUUGCAUCUCGAAGUUCGGUGUCAUUUUAUACCAGUACUUACUAUACCUACGAAUACAGCAGUAUUAUUAUUUAAAAAAGUAACAUAUUAUAUAAUAUCUUUAAUUUAUUUUGUUAGCGUGCAUUUGUUAAAACAAAUGUAUACUAACAAAACUACUAAAAUUAUUAAAACCUGUUUUUCAAAUAUACUUAUACGGCCGUGACUAUUACAUUGGCGCAAGUUCACGAACAAAUAUUUUUCAAGGCCGAAUGGUGAAUAAUAUACUACGCAUACUCCGACAGUGGAUUCUAUACUCCGUACCACGAAAGAGUGCAACUGGACGGCGACAAAUAUAUUGUGUUCAUUCCCGCGCAUCACUACUGUAUACAAAGAGCGGACGCCACGUGGUGGGGGAAAUUCGGCCUCUUUGGUUUCUGGACGUCGGAGCUAGAUUCCUGUGGCGGUCGCACUCUCGUGGCACGGACUAUAUGUAGGUAUGAGACCAAGUUUAGUGGAUACCGGUGCAACUCGUUUCUACACAUAUUAUAAAAUGUUUCACCUGCAGUUCGAAGACUCGUUUGUGCACGUUUAAAAUCAACAUUUUUAAAUAACAUUUAUUGCAUAUUCUACGUGAACAGUGGCGUUCUCAGAAAUUUUAAACUGGGGGGGGGUUUGUAGAUAAUUUCUAAAAAGUAUGAAGAUGGCUCUCGGUGCACACCCCUCCAAGUCAUGACAUUUGAUAUUUUUAAUAAAUACAAUAUAAAAAAAAAAACCAGACAUACUUUGCAAGUGGGUGCAGCAACUGUUGUAGGUGCGAAGUUGGGAAGGUAGUAGAGGGGAAAUUUAAUGUAUAUUUCAAUAUCUUUAAGCAAUGAUAAACCAUUGCUAACGGAUACUGAGCGGAGUUCAGUUAAUAGUGAUUGCUUUGUCUACAAUAUGUGUCAUGUUAUGGUAAACUAAUUAAAUAGCCAUUAUAUAUACAAAUACAAUACAUACUUAUAUCAUUAUUAUACAUAUAUAUUAUAUUUUGUAGUUAUUAUUUCUCCGAAUUAUUUUCGAAAUUUUUUUUCCCUCUGAAUAGCGGGCACCUCUAAAUAACGGACAAAAUAACGGUGACUGAGAGUGUCCGGUAUUUAGAGGUUCACUGUAUAAGUUUUUAGUUCAAAUUUCAAAUUCAUACAGUCUUUACGAAUAUUUUUAACAGAAUUACAACAAAUAACAAAGUUGAAAAAUAAUAAAAGCAAUAUUUUCGUAAUGUCCCGUUUUUCUUACUUUUUUCUCGCUUACCCUUUUUUUUGAAAAAAAAAAUGCUACGUAAAACAAAAAAUAACCUCUCUAGAGUAUUACCCAGUGAAUAUUUUCUUUCAGUAAAGGUGAUAAUCAGAGUAUGCUUUCUGGUUGAAAAAGUGUUCACAUAAAAAAGAAAAAAAAAAGAAAAAUAGAAAAUAUCUUUGUACAACUAAUACAUUCCUCGUUCCACUCAGAAGCUAAAAGUAAAUUAACUUCUUAGGUAAUUGUUUUAUUCAUUUAAGCGUCGACAAAGUUAUUUUCGGUGUUGCUAUAGUUAAUGGUAAAGUUGCUAGAACUUUUAGUAAAAAUGAAAUAUUUGAAAAAAAAUGUUGAUUACAGUUAGAAUAUGCUUUGAGUAUUUCAGGAGACCGUUCUAAUAUUAAUUUAUCACACCAUUUUCUUUUACAAAGUUUUAACUUGUUUAAAAGUUUAUUCAUAUCUAAAAAUUCUGAAUAUAAUUCGAAAUUACUAGAUCCUAAAUCAGAAUUAGUGAAUUUAUUGGAAAGUAAAAAGUAUAAUGAAGAUAUCAUUUUUUAUGGUUAGUGAAGCGUUCUUUUAAUUGUCUUAUAAAAUCAUCAAAAAAUGGUAUUGCAAUAGUUGUACAAAAAUAUAUUUUUGGAUAAUUAGUAGCAAAAUUUACACGAAUUUUUUAACUAACUAUUAUUUUGAGAAUUUAAAUAUUUCCUUCGUCAUCAAUGAAUUUUAAAAGGAGUUCAGAUUUAUAAGAAUCCAUUAUAACUCAUAAUCAAGGUUCGGGACUUAUAGCACUUGUAAUCAUCAAAAUAAGCGCUGAAAAAAACACUUCAAUACUUCAUUUUUCAAAUUGAGAAAAUCGUUACAAUUUUAAACAAAUAAUUACUAUAGAAAAUAUAUUAUGCCUAUUUUAUUAUUUUAUCAUAAUAUUGCAUAAAUAUUAUAUAUUGUUGACAAAGCACUGAACUGCGCUCAUAAUAUUUUUUUCGUUAACAUUGGUUUAUCGUUGCUUACAGAUGUACAUUAAAUUACCUAUAACAGUGGCUGCACUCGUCUUCAUUAUACUAGGAUGUCUUUUUAACAAUCAUCCUAGAAUUUUAUGAAUUAUAAUGCAAUUUCACGUAUUUUUGUUUUUGUAUUCAUAGGUUUGCAGAAAUUAUUAAAUCGAAUACAAAAAGAAUACGUGCAAAUACAGUUUUAUGGUAAAAAGGACCAAUUUUGCUUAACAAAUUUUCGUCUAUCCAAACCUGUUGUUGAAAAUAGAUGUUGCUAUUUAAAAAAAUGUAAGUUGUAUUGCACAUGCGCACAAUAGAAUGGUUACAAAACUUAUGGUUUUACAAAGAUGUUUAUUUUUUAUACUCUUUUUUUUGUAGACAACUUUUCUACCAGGUAACUUGCUCCAAUUUUUACAUGUAUCAAUUUUUCUGAAAGGAAAUUGGUAUGGAAAGGUACUUCAAAGAGGUCAGGAAAAACGGGAAAAUGUACGAAAUAUAUUAGUACAAUAUUACGAUUUUUUUUUCUGUGGACAACUUUUUUAUCAGUAAUUUUGCUCUAAUUUAUAAUGAAAGCAAUUUUUCUAAAUGGAAAUCCGACUAGGUAGGUGCUUUAGACAUAUAAUUUUUCGAUUUUCUCAAGAUAACUCCGCUCACAAUUAUUUUUUCGUUAGCAAUGAUCAAUCGUUGCAAUCUAAUACACCUACAUUAAAUUACCUAUACAACAGUGGUUGCAUCCGUCCUCGUUAUCCUAGGACGUCUUUUUUAAUUUUUUAUAUUUAAUUGUACUAUAUUACAUAUUACUCUAUAUGGGCUUAUACCUACUAAAAUAAUCAUGACUAAGGUGAAAAUUUGACUUUAGUGUCCUAUUGUGCUUAACUUUUAUAAAUAAUUUUCGUAAGUACCUAUUUUAUGUACUUUGGUUGUAUAUUACUAAUUUACAUACAUUAUAUACGGUACCUUUAUUUAAUAUGUAUACAAUGUAUUUUAAAUACUUAUAAAUUUAAUUUUCAGAUAAGCUUUUUUCAAAUAAAGACUAACAUCAAAUAACAUAUGGAAUCAAAAGAAAAAACGAGCUUAAUUACAAGCCAAAAACAUAAUUCACAUCAUCAUAAAUCGCAUCAUUUGCAUUAUAAAAGUACUAUAAGUCGAGUGGUUAGUAUAUUAUAAAAUGCAGAUUUAUACUGUGUUUCUCAUACACCUAAAUUUUAAAUUACACGAGUAUAUAAUAAGUCAAAAUAUUAUUAUAACUUUAGUAUUAUAAUUUAUACUAUAUAGUUGUUAUUUAUUUCAUAAUAGCUUCUCUGUACGGGGUAUAUGAAUAUAAUGAAUGUAAUUAUAAUGAUAUAAUAGUUUUUUUUUUUUAUGGUAGGGAAUCAAAAUUCAAAAUAUUUAUAUUCAUAAUAAAAUUAAAAAUAGCUUUUUUUCAUAUUUGAUUUAUUUGGGGAUAAAAACCAACUUUAAUUUAUUAACAACGUAGGUAACCAACUAUUGUUUUAUUUUAGCUAUGGCUGGCGUUUGUAGUAACCAUGCCUUGUCUGGCACCCGGUAUGAGUUUUGGAUAUUCUGCUAUUGUCUUAGACCAAUUGAAUUUAUCAUUCGAUGAAAAAUCCUGGUUUGGUAUUUAUCUUAACUACUUAUCAAUAAUAUAAUUGCAUUAUAAUUACAAUACAUAUAAACAGAAUAUAAUAUUUUGUAAAAUUGUUUUAUUUUUGUAAUAUAAUUUUAAAAUCUUGGGAGAGAGUUCAGGCAUUUUGGACAUCUCUCUCCCCCCCAAAAAAUAUUUUCUUUACAUUAUAAAUUAUAUUUUAUUACGGACAAAUAUAAAUAAUAACAUUGUUUCUUGUACAGCCAGUUUACCGUCUACGAUGAUGCCCAUCGGAUGUUUACUGAGCGGACCUUUAAUCGACAAACUGGGGCGUAAAACGGCGUUGAUGGUUACAAACGUCCCGUCCUUCUUGGGAUGGUUGCUAUUAUCAAAGCAACCGGCUGAGCUAUACUGUUUGUACGCUGGUCAACUGUUGGUAGGCAUGUCGGUGGGUUUGUCUACGACACCGGCGACUGUCUACGCGGCCGAGUGCAUCACGGUUAACUACACAGGUCUUCGGGGAUGUUUUACCAUCAUGACUUCGAUUAUGCUCAACUUUGGUAUGUUCCUGACUUAUCUGCUAGGUGCACUUAUGCCAGCGUAUGUGGUCGCAUAUGUGGGAGCCAUUGUGUCGUUCGCCGCACUCAUAUUUAUCGGAGCUUUGAUACCCGAAAGCCCACCCUGGCUGUUCGAACAGGGCCGCCACGGUGAUGCUGAGUUCUCACAGAAAGUUCUUCGCAUCACUCAGCCCAUAUUGCAGACGUCGCGGGAUACCGAAAACAAUCACACCACUACUACACCUCUACGAUCGUCUAGCACGUUUGAGCGGCUCUUCGAGCCGGACGUCUACAAGCCGGUGGUUAUAAUGACCACGUUCCUAUUCUUUCAACAGUUCAGCGGGUCGUUUGUACUGACUACGUAUAUGAUAGAGAUUUUGGGCAGCCUGCACGUUUCGGUGAACAAUUAUUUGGUGACGUUGCUAGCCGGACUUACCAAUAUCCUGGCUAUGAUCCUGUUGUCGGCGCUGUUAACCAAGUCCGGGUUCAAACAGCUGUCAUUCAUAUCGUGCACGGGCUACGCCCUGUCCAUGAUAUCAUUGGCUGUCUUCCUGAUGUUGGGUGUCGUCGACGAAUUUUUGACUAACAUAAUAGUCAUCACGUGCAUCCUGUUCAACAUGGCCAUGAAUGGGCUAGGUUUGAGGCCCAUACCGUACGCCAUGCUUGGCGAAGUAUUUCCUAGUGACAUCGCCGGCGUGGCUGGUUCUAUUGUAGCUUGUAUGUCGUCCGUAUUUAAUUUUAUCGCUAUCAAAAUGUACCCAUACUUUCAGAUAUGGAUUGGUCCCGGCACAUUCAUGUUAUACGGUAUACUUUCACUACUCACGCUCGUAUUUAUCGUUAAAUUUGUACCGGACACCAAAGGGAAAACGAUAAAACAAAUUGGCGACGAAUUUUUAAAAUCAGAUUAUUUUUCGUCGAGUACUUCGGAUUAAUUUUAUUUUAGCAUAUCAUUUGAACCACAUACUAAAUGCAUAUAAUAUAAUAUGUAUAAUGUAUAUAUAUAUGUAAAUUACACUAUGUAAAUACUGUUUAUUUAUUAACUAAAAAUGUAUGAUUGUAAUAAUUAGGAUGUACCAAAUUCGUUACCUAAUAUACUAUGAUAUAGUUA